Styela clava is the source of this 1872-nucleotide messenger RNA. Its product is annotated as phosphatidate cytidylyltransferase 2-like. The record is from RefSeq and is a predicted model, not a curated record. Gene Ontology annotation, molecular function: phosphatidate cytidylyltransferase activity. NCBI's taxonomy places the organism in Eukaryota, Metazoa, Chordata, Ascidiacea, Stolidobranchia, Styelidae. Gene Ontology annotation, cellular component: endoplasmic reticulum membrane.
AAUAGAUUCAAAGUUUAAACGAUAGGAAUUGAAUAUGGAAACAAGACAACGCAAAAAGCAUUCAAUUGACAAAGCUAGAGAGGAAAGAGAUUCUGCAGGGGAUUCUCCAAGUGAUGAGUUGUCAGCCCCAGAGCCUCAUCCUCCUGCUGUUCAGAGGGAUGACACUCCUGAGAUCCUAAAAGAGGCUUUGAAGGAUUUGCCUCCAAAAUGGAAGAAUUGGUGGAUUCGAGGAUUUUUCACAAUUUUUAUGUUACUUGGAUUUUUAUUGCUGGUCUGGGGGGGACCUUUCGCUUUUAUGCUCAUUAUCAUCGCUAUACAAGUUAAAUGCUUCCACGAGAUUAUCACGAUCGGCCACCAGUUUUACCGUUCCUACGAUCUUCCAUGGUUUCGAACUCUGAGUUGGUAUUUUCUCGUCUGUUCGAAUUACUUCUUCUAUGGAGAAACUCGAGCUGAAAUGUUCUCAAAUCUGAUGGAUUACAAAUUUGUCUCCAUUCUUCUCAAAUACCAUCGUUUGAUCUCGUUCACUUUAUAUCUCAUUGGUUUUAUGCUCUUUGUUCUGAGUUUGGUGAAGAAACGAUACAGACUGCAGUUUUUCAUGUUUGGCUGGACUCAUGUCACUCUGUUGAUUAUUGUCAGCCAGUCUCAUCUCAUCAUGACCAACCUACUGGACGGGAUGGUGUGGCUUUUGGUUCCCGUUUCUAUGGUGAUUUGUAACGAUAGCAUGGCGUACAUUACUGGAUUUUUCUUUGGAAGGACACCCUUGAUUAAGCUUUCUCCUAAGAAGACUUGGGAGACAUGGGAGGGAUUCAUUGGAGGCGGGAUAUUCACUGUGUUGCUGGGAUGGAUUUUUGCAGGGUACCUGAGCCAGUAUAAAUUCCUGGUUUGUCCGACAGAAAUCAGAGCAAAUUUCCAGGUCCACACGGAUUGCGAGUUGCCGUCAACUUUUCUACCAGCUGAAUAUGGAAUCCCACUGUUCGUACAAGUCUUCCUUAAACUGGUUGGGCUGCAGAUGACCUCAUUUACUGCAAUACCAUUCCAGCUACAUUGCCUUGCUAUUGGAAUGUUCAGUUCCAUCAUUGCACCGUUUGGAGGAUUCUUUGCCAGUGGCUUCAAGAGAGCUUUCAAAGUUAAGGACUUCGGAGACGUGAUUCCAGGGCAUGGAGGAAUGAUGGAUCGAUUUGAUUGCCAAUUCCUCGUUGCGACGUUUGUUUUCGUCUACAUGUCAGCAUUCAUUCGUGUACCGACUCCAAACAAAAUUCUACCGACAAUUUUCGCGAUGAAAACUGAAGACCAGCUGUGGCUGUUUGAGAGAUUGAGAACACAUUUGAAUCAGGAGAUAUAACAAACUCCAGCAUAUUGAAGCCUACACCAUUUGCACUGAAUCAAUGAAGAAAAAUUCUAUGUUGCGUUCGUGAAAGAUUCGUAUUUUUUUAAAGAGUCUGUCUCACUGUGUGUUUGUGUGUCGAACUGGGCAUAUUUGAAUACCUGAUUAUUCCAGAAUCAAAUCGAAUAUAUUUUUUUUAAAUCGAGUCUCGAAUACUCGGAAGUAAUGUGUAAUUGUGUACGAUUUUUUCAUUGUAAUGGUUCUCCAGACACAUUAAUUACUGAAAGCAUGGAAUUCAUCACACACAAUAAGAAAGAUGUUUCAUAAUUAACUCACUUGGAAGAAAAGAGUCAUUUGAUUUAGGUAGAUUUGCAUUUUUAAAAUAUAGCUUCGAUAAAAAAAAUUUACUUCGACCUUUCACGGCAAAAAAAAACAAGAUGGCGCCGAUUCAAAAAUUUCUUCUGAAUGUCCAGCCCUAUUUAUGUGUGAAGGUGUACUGAUAUGUGGAUUAUAUGUAUGCAGUUGUUCAAAAUAUAUAUCUAUAUAUA